Molecule: messenger RNA, 580 nt
Organism: Aspergillus saccharolyticus JOP 1030-1
Lineage: Eukaryota; Fungi; Ascomycota; Eurotiomycetes; Eurotiales; Aspergillaceae
Exons: 1
Coding region: 46-267 (73 amino acids)
Source: RefSeq, a predicted model, not a curated record
CUCCUUCUCUUUCACACUACCACCACCACAACAACAACAAUCAAGAUGUCCGCUCCCAACUCCGGCCGCCAGUCCCCCCCUCCCGAGUCCCAGACCGGCGCUCAGCAGCAAUCCCCUCCGUCCAAGGGCCAGACCGGCGAAACCUACUCCACCCGCUCCGGUGGAGCCGCCCAGGAGCAAUCCGAGAAUACCAAAUCGGGCUUGCAGAGCAACCCCAAGCACCCCUUGGAAGACAUUGAGGCUGCCAAGUACAGUAAGAGCAGCUGAGCUGAAACGACGGUUUCUGAAAUGAUUUGUUGUUUUUUCUUCUUCUGUGAUGGGAUCAUCGCCUCCUGUCUUAUUUUAAUUAUUUAAAGCGAGAAAUGAAGUGAAAAAUUCUCCUAAAGUUCAUAGUUUAUCUGGAUUUGUAUUUGAAUCUUAUGGUGGUUGGUCUGUGGGCUGGUUUUCGGCUGCAUUUCCUAUCUCACGUGAUUUGUUUAAUGCAGACAUGUCCAAUGCAGUGAACUUUGACCGUUGCUAGACCCUAGAAUACAGCCUGACUGUUGGACAAAAUCGUGCUUCAAUGAUCUGUCUGCGCAAU